GGUCACAUGGUGCGGUUAUACGCCGUCUGGCACGGUGGCCAUGCUGUCAGGCCCGUCCAGUGUGACUGCGUCACGGGGAUGUAUAUAGUGCUCCACAGAUCAGAUAGCCGGGAUAUACUGCCCGCUCCUCACCGUGUGAUCGCUUCAUGAUCGCCUGCCUGCCGCAUCGUGUGCACAGCUCCAUAGAGACCUCCGCGCAUCUAGCGAAAGAUUUGCUUCAUCCCUCCUUGGAGGAGGAAAGGACUAGGCAUAAGAAGAAGAGGUUAGUCCAGAGCCCAAAUUCCUACUUCAUGGAUGUGAAAUGCCCAGGCUGCUAUAAGAUCACUACAGUUUUUAGCCAUGCACAAACCGUUGUGCUUUGUGUAGGUUGUUCUACUGUUCUGUGUCAGCCCACAGGCGGAAAAGCGAGGCUCACAGAAGGUUGUUCCUUCAGACGAAAGCAACACUGAACUGUUUGGAUAGGAUCUGCCGCACCUUCCAACUUACCCCUCAGGAUGAUUUGCCUUAUGUCAGGUCUCCACUCUCCUUGCUGUGGAUAGUACAUAAUCUCGUUUGCUUUUGUAAUUCAGGGAGAUUUUUUUGCUGUUGGAUUUUGAAUAUGUGCAAACCAUUUCCUAAAUAAAUGCAGAAUUGCAGUUAACUGUU
Molecule: messenger RNA, 645 nt
Organism: Hyla sarda
Lineage: Eukaryota; Metazoa; Chordata; Amphibia; Anura; Hylidae
Gene: RPS27L
Product: ribosomal protein S27 like
Exons: 4
Coding region: 147-449 (100 amino acids)
Biological process (GO): translation; ribosomal small subunit assembly
Cellular component (GO): ribosome; cytosolic small ribosomal subunit
Molecular function (GO): RNA binding; structural constituent of ribosome
Source: RefSeq, a predicted model, not a curated record